Syngnathus typhle (broad-nosed pipefish) is the source of this 6427-nucleotide messenger RNA. RefSeq names its product fibronectin leucine rich transmembrane protein 1b (gene flrt1b). NCBI's taxonomy places the organism in Eukaryota, Metazoa, Chordata, Actinopteri, Syngnathiformes, Syngnathidae. The record is from RefSeq and is a predicted model, not a curated record. The transcript has 4 exons. The coding region runs from base 1441 to 3642 and encodes 733 amino acids. Gene Ontology annotation, molecular function: protein binding.
ACGCGCGCAGCCACGACAGUAUCAACACACAAACAUCAAUGGAGGGUUUGCGCUUACACCGAUCGCAUUCAUAACGCACACGCAUUCAUAAUGCACACAACGCGCUGACAAAAGCGCGUUGCAAAAGGACGCGCGCGCACCGCUCGGUAGGACUCAAACGAGUGAGGAGGAGCAGACAGCAAAGUGCGCCUAAGGUGAGCAAAGUUGCUCCUCAACGGAUCAGGUUAGGGUUCCAGUCAACAAGUGCUUUGCGUCGAGAAGCUAGAGAAGUCGGUUGAAAAAAGAAGACUUUUUGGGCGCGCGCACGCCGCUAUUUUGCGCUCAGGGAGGGACACUGCGCCCUUUGACGAGGAAGAGGAGAAGGAGGAGGUGGAGGAAGAGGAGGCUGCACGGUGGUGUGCGCGAUGACGAGAUGCUGUUGUGGACUUGCAGGGCAGCCAAGUGGACUUGAGUGGACCGUGGCUGCGAAAACACUUUCUCCGAGUGCCGCCCCGACUCCAGGCCAAACCUGCACCCAACCUUCAUUCUGUCCAUGCCGACCGACACCCUCGACUGACUCCGCCGGGCCCUCGGAGGCUGACAAGACUGACUGCAUGCAUCAUAGCAAGCUGCUGAAGCAAUCAUCAGUGAAGUGCACCUUCAGCAUACACAGAAGAACUAUUCUAGCGACCGGCGGGAGACUUUUCGCCUUGGACUGGCCAUCAAAGCCGUGAAUAGAGUGGACUACUUUUAACAGUGAGGCAGUAGUUGAAAGGAAAGGAAUUCAAAAUAACAUUUUGUGCGAGGCAUCAAAAAAGAAUCUGGACAUGACCGAACUGAAUUGAAACUCCUUCAAGAGGAUUUUUCAGGACACUUAUCGUUGCUUAGCUCGCAAAGUAAAACCAGAGGACAACUUGAAAAGGGUGUGUGGUCCAACACAAUUUUGUUUUUGCAUGACCCACAGCUAACGCAAACAUCCUGGAAUGUCUUUGACUUCUGAGAAGGACACUCGUGCCUAACACUGAUCUUGGGAUUGUCUGGCCAAACUGUCAUCUUUUGGUGUUAGAGGAGUGUUUUCUGAAUUAGGCCUCUGGACGCUUGGUGAAGAUGACUUGAGUUGGCAGGCCUAACAACCCUCUUAUUCAAAGAUACAGUGAGAGAGCCUGGCAGUAAAAAAACACAGCACACAAAUGUGGUGGCCCUAAGCCAUGCUGGUGUUGCUACUGGAGCCCUGCAGUAAAGACUAUCAUUAUCCCUAUCAUCAUUUGUCCACGCUGAGGAACAGCCCAUUUCCCCAAGGAACGAAACUAUACAUCUAAACAACCCCAGGAAGACGGAGCGCAGAGACCGACAGUGACAUCCUCAGUCGCUCAAAAAAACUCCUUUCAACCAUUUCCUCAACGAGAAACGCGACUGCGGCAGAAGUGAAAGGCACAGACUGAACAGGAGCUGGGCACCAACAUGGCAACUGAAAGUCUUGCGGAGCUUCGCGAUUGGCUCUUCCUGCUCCUGCUAUGCCUCACCUUAUUGGCUGAGGUGCUGGAACUGGCAGCAGCCGCAAUCGCCUUGGAGACGGGUGAGGGAGAGGAAGGAAUUGUCUGUCCCUCAGUCUGCCGUUGCGAUGAGGGUUUUGUCUACUGCAACGACCGCGGACUCAGUCUAAUUCCUCCUCUACCGUUGACGGCUGCCAUCCUCUACCUGCAAAGCAACCGACUGAGUAAUGCCGGCCUGCCUCCGUCACUGGAGCGCAGCACUUCCAUACGAGUGAUUUACCUGUAUGCUAACCAGUUGGAUGAAUUCCCUAUACACCUUCCACCUUCAUUACGAGAGCUGCAUUUGCAGGAUAACAACAUACGAACGUUACCCCGAUCAUCUUUGGCCAAGUUACCACUACUGGAGCGUCUACACUUGGAUGAUAAUUCAAUAUCUACAGUUAGCAUACAGGAGCGCGCUUUCUCUGGGACUCCACGGCUCAGACUGCUGUUUCUCUCUCGGAACCACUUGUCCAGCAUCCCUGCGGGAUUGCCUGCGUCCUUGGAGGAGCUGCGAUUAGACGACAACCGAAUCAACACCAUUCCCACACAUGCCUUCCGAGGGCUCUCCUCCUUACGUCGCUUGGUCCUGGACGGGAACCUGCUAGCCAACACACGCAUUGCAGAUGACACCUUUUCCCGCCUUUCCAAUCUGACAGAGCUAUCACUAGUCCGAAAUGCCAUGCAGUCUCCACCGGUCAACCUCCCGUCAUCUCAUCUCGUUCGACUCCAUUUACAGGACAACGGGAUGACUCACAUACCGCGAGGGGCUCUGGACGGAAUGCGACGGCUCCAGAAGCUAGACCUAUCGGGAAACAAUCUGACCAGUCUCCCUCGGGGGCUUUUUAAGGACACAGAUAGUUUGGAGUUGCUGCUGCUACGAGGAAACCCCUGGUACUGUAGUUGCAGCCUUCGCUGGCUCCAUGCAUGGCUUCAUAGCUGGGGCUCUGCUGUAACAGUCAGGGGUUUGACCUGUCAGGGACCUGAGGCAGUGAAGGGCCAGUCUCUUAAAGACCUUACCGAUCUAAUGGAGCAGUGUGAAGGACCUCCAGCUGGUCCGGCCACUGGUGUUGGGGUCAACCCAUCAGAAAAGAACGGAGGAGGUGAUGACAGCGUUGGAGGGGACGGGCAAGCUGUGGGCUCAGUUCCCCAUGCCAGCACCACCACUAACUCUUUGUUGGUCCCCACGCAAGGUUCCCUCUUCACACUCCGAGCUAAGCGGCCGGGCCUAGUUAUGCCUCUGCCUGCAGGGGGAGAGGGGCAUGUAACCGGAGGAGCCCUGGAGUUGACCGUGAAAGCUCUAUCUGCGGACAGCGUUCUGGUCAGCUGGUUGUGCCCACAGCCGGCGCCCUCAUUCCGUUUGUCAUGGCUGAGGUUAGGUACCAGUGCGGCACUCGGUUCCAUCACAGAGACUCUUGUUCCCGGAGAGAGAAGGCAGUACCAUCUUACCCAACUCACACCGCGUUCGCAUUACCUCAUUUGCCUGCUGCCAUUACGACAGGAGACCUUUCUCGGCUCCAACAUGGGGACGGCUCGCGUUGGCAGCGUUGAAACGAACAAUAAAGAUUCUACUCCAGCCUGUGCUCAGAUAGAAACUGGAGAGGCCGUGGUGAACUCCAGGGGAGAGGGGUCGGAUAAGGACACACAAGACUCUGAGCUAUCAGCCUUGCCAUUGGCAGGGAUCAUUGGGGGAGCCACGGCGUUAGUAAGCCUACUACUCAUCUUUGGUAUUUUUUGCUGGUAUGGACAAAGAACAAGUUACAAGUCAGGGGACUCUCAUUCAUACAACAGAGGCCGAGGAGCAAAAAAUUACGAUGACUAUGUAGAGUCGGGCACCAAGAAAGACAAUUCUAUCUUAGAGAUCAGAGCCCCUCCAGCAGGGUUUCAGAUGACAGCCAUGGCUCACCAGCCACUGCAGCCCAAGCUGGAGGACGUCACCUACAUCCACACCAUAUUCCCCUCUUCUUCUUCUUCUUCUUCCCAUGCAAACGGGACGUACAGGAGCAACCACAGAGCCGGCAGCCUCAAUGGCACCAUUCUUAGCCAAACCAGCCAACAUCAUGUCACUUAUGGUACCAACCGUGGCUACAGAGAGGGCGGUAUCCCCGACAUAGAUUAUGCCUACACGUGAUGAAACAGGGCCGCACUCCCUGAGCCUUGAAUGCCUGGCGCCAUUUUACGAUGACGACCCUGUGGCCACUGGCCAUCUCUUGUCCUUGGUUUCCAAAGUACCCUUUGUGCCUCAGCUGGUUCAAGUCUGAUAUGUUUGCUAAGUAGAAGAGACCGUUUUCAGCCAUGUGGAUUUGGAUAUUGCUAUUGCGUGACAGAAGUAAUUGUCCUGCUAUACUGUACUCUACUACUGUAGCACAUUACAGUAGGCCCUUCUUUCAGUGCUAUUUAUAUAUGGUUGGAUUUCUCUCUUUUGGCUAUCUCUGUGUCUUUCAAAACUGCUGUUCUUCAUACACAGUAACUUAUUUGAGGUUGAUAUACUAGGCUUAGCUGAUGUAGAAGGAGAUAUAUUUAUACUACCCAGGACAGCCAAUUAAUGUGUAUAUAGACAGCUCCCACAUCUUCCGAUCAACCGUAUGCUCUUUGCUGUGUCAAUGACGGGAUGACAGAGGAAGAAGUUGAUGGCUGUUAUAAUCCACUGAAGACAGUAAAUUGUGGUUGACAUGAAAAUACUUGUUCCAAGCGCCCCCUCCUUUACCCUGUAUUACUUCACCCAAUUUAAUUGUUCCUCCUUCCUGCCUCUUUGUUUUUAUCCGAGGCGCUUUCAUUUCUCUCAUGUCUUUUGUGGUGCCGUGAGUAGAGGACGACUUUGUUCUCGCCAAAGGAGCUGACAGCAGUGAUAACAGUUCUGACAAAGACAUGAGACACAAACCACCACAUGGGUAGACUAAUGAGUGGGGGAGAGAGAGCGAGAGGAGAGGGAGAGAGCCAUUGUGAUGGAUUGAUAGAUGUUUGGAUGGAAAGAGCAAACAUGAGGAAGAAGAGAGAGUGAAGGCUGCUGUUUUAGGAAUGCGAUUGAAAGAAUUGUGUUGGUUUAAGUAGGAGCAGGAACAAUAUAGAGAAAGGAGACAAGUUAAAAAGAUUCUGGAACAACGCAAGUGUAGUUAAAACAUGGCUAGACAUCUGGAGAAAGGUGACAUGCAUCAGAACCUCACCCCAUCAAUUUGACUACUGCACACCAAAAAGUCAAGUUCCCCAAAUUAUUUGGAGGACAAUUCGUUUCAGUUCACAGUGGACUUCUUCUUACUAGUAUGAAAUGAAAUGCUAAAUAGAUAUUUUCAAGGACAUGACAUUAUAGUAUAUGGUAAAAUAACCAACAUGUGAAGAAAGGUUAUUUUGUCUUCCAUUCUGAAAAUGAGGAAGAAACAUAGCAGCAGUCUAAUUUUUAUGAUUUCUCAAUAUUAACUCAUUCUCACUAAUGAUGAAAAAAGAAACCAACUCCUGCAUCUGAGAACCUUAAUUUAGUAACUCAAAUUAGCCGACUGAGACUGGUUUAAAUAACGGCAACAUUUUAUGGCCUCAUAAUAUUUUGACGGAAAUGGAAACUACAGUGUUCUAAUUACAAUGCCAAAAAUGACUCUAACAUUAUAAUGAACCGUAACGUCAAAAACUAAAUUACAGUGUAUUUAUACUGCCAUAGACAAAUGUCAAAUUAAAUCAAAUUCUGGGUACAUUUAUGGAUAAAAACAGUUAUACGGCCAUACAAAAAUUCAAUUUUUUAUCUGUUACAUUCAAUCUCACAACUGACAAUUGUUCAAAAUGGGACAAAGUAGUAUGAGGGCCACACUGAAAAUAAAAACAAACUAUAAUUGGAAGGUAAACGUUAACUAGUUAUCAGUUAACAUUUGUAAUAUUUUUUAACCUGUUGAAAUCACCCUCAUUAGAAGAUUUUUUUUAAAACAAUGACAACAAUCUCGUAGAAGACCUUUGAAUUAUUUUUUGUAGGGAUGUUUGAUACCUCUUUUUUUUUUCAGACCGAUACCAGUAUGAGUAUUCACUUUUUGAAUACUCACUGAUACCAAGUACCAUUACCUCACCUAUUUUUUUUAUAGCUAUACAAUUUCCUUCAACACAAUGACGGCAAAAAUAUAGACAAAAACCUUUCUGAAGCAAAUGAUGAUUCGCCGAUAUAGCAGCAUAGUGCCCACUACAGCGGUGGAAGACUAAAUAACUUAAGUAUACGUAACCCAAUACCAUUAUCGGCCCUUAUCAUCGGUACCCUCUCCUCUACAUUUCUGUGUGGUCCUACAACUCCUUUGCGCAAAAGCAAAAUUGAAAAGGUUCCACAAUUGCAUAUGAUCUGAUGCAUGUGUCCAUUCUAAAUAAAACAACUUUAUAACACUUGCUUAAGAUGUAAUAUAAUAUAGAUAAAUAUUAAACAAUUGCUGAUUGUUUUGACCGAGCGGAUAUUUCAGUUGCCAUCUUGUGUGAUAUAAACUAGCUGGAAAGAUGCAGUUGACUCAGGGUCUAUCGUCCAGUUUCGGUAGCCUUUAUGCAGCAAAGACACACAAAGGGAUGUUUUGAUAACAGGGACAACAGGCUGACCGCCACACUGUGCACUUCAACAUACACCACAAGACAACUGGGAGGUCACCAACUGCUUUCCAAAUGCCCCCGGCGGUAUAUUCUAAGGGAGGAGGAACAGUUGACUAGAGAUAUUGGCAAAGCUACUGUGUUGUUUUAAUUUAUUUUUUUAAUGUCUGCACUUGUUUUGAGGUUUUUGUUUAAUAGCACUGAGGCUACCUUUCACUCUGUAGAAAUCUUUAUUCCUUGAGAAAAAAAAAAUGUCACCCUCAGAUGUGAUGAUGAGAACGCUGUUAUGUAUAAAAAUGGGUGCAGAAUUUUACUCCAGUUAUUGGUCUGUUGUCUUCUUUUCUACAUGAAUGAAUAAAGGCUGAAUAAAGAGA